UACAUGUUUAAAUGUGAAAUCUAAACACAAAAUUAAAUCAAGAAAAAUUCCCAGAAAUUUAUUUCACGAAUAACAGAAUGAAAUAGGGAACAGAAUCACGGACUAACCCAAUCAGAGUUGAUAUGAUUCUCAAUCUUCCAGUAUUUUUGUUUCUGAAUCUUCGGUAGUGAGAGAUUUUCAAUUUUUCCAGGCUUUUCUUGUGUGUUUGGGGAUUUUGAUAUAGCUCUCGACAUUGGAGGAACAAAAAACAGUUACAAUUUUCUUCCCACAUUUGAUCAAGAUGGCGUUCAAUAUCACGUGGGCUUCGUUCCUCAGAUUCUUCUCGCUUCUGCUGCUCCUCUCCGCAAUUGUGAUUGCUUGCUUCACUCUCCCUGUUGAAAAGAUGCUUAGAGAUUUCUUGGUAUGGGUAGAGGAAGAUCUUGGUCCUUGGGGUCCUCUGGUGUUAGCGGUGGCUUACAUCCCUUUAACAAUAUUGGCAGUGCCAGCUUCAAUACUAACCCUAGGUGGUGGCUAUCUUUUUGGCUUGCCAGUCGGUUUCGUUGCUGAUUCAAUUGGGGCUACAAUAGGCGCUGGCGCAGCAUUUCUUCUUGGGCGAACUCUAGGUAGGUCGUUUGUCAUGGCCAAGUUGAAAGACUACCCCCAGUUUCGUGCAGUUGAGAUUUCAAUUCGGAGGUCCGGAUUUAAGAUUGUUUUGUUGCUCCGGCUUGUUCCUUUACUUCCAUUCAGCAUGCUGAAUUACCUCUUAUCUGUGACAUCAGUCUCACUAGUUCCGUAUUUGAUGGCAUCAUGGCUGGGCAUGAUGCCAAUUACUCUGGCAUUGGUAUAUGUUGGAACAACGUUAAAGGAUAUCUCAGAUGUGACGCAUGGAUGGAGCGGAUUUUCGAAAACCCGUUGGGCAUUUAUCGCGUUGAGCCUUGUGGUGUCGGUUAUGUUAAUGGUCAUUGUGACACGAGUAGCAAAAGCUGCUCUAGAGAAAGCGUUGGCAGAGAACGAGGAUAUGGAUGGCAGCGAUCCCGUGUCACCGGAUUUACCGGUGGAGGGGAAUCUGCGCCAGCCGCUUAUAGUCAAGGUUGAUAGCACGUAAGACAAUCAAGAAUUUUACGUGUACAUUCGCACCACCACUCUGCUUCCUUUGAAGAGAUAAGUUUCCGGUAGCAUUGCUCGAUAUUCGAUUCAACUGUAUAGUCGUGAUUAGUAACGACGAAAAAAUUACCUAUACUUGUGCAUUGGCUUAUACGGUAUAGUAAUAGUACUACUUAGUUGUAGCAAAAUCUUGUCCUGGCUUGGAUUGAUUGUAUUGUAUCUAUCUAUGGUUAGAGUGAAUGUGUAGCUAUUAGUAUAUUUGUGCAACUGGAUUUAGAGGAGGCUAUGGUUACAUAGAGUAAAUAAAUUCAAGAAUUAUUGGAUUCA
This is a messenger RNA of Salvia splendens (bonfire salvia), 1410 nucleotides long. RefSeq names its product TVP38/TMEM64 family membrane protein slr0305. Gene Ontology annotation, cellular component: membrane. The transcript is spliced from 9 exons. Lineage: Eukaryota; Viridiplantae; Streptophyta; Magnoliopsida; Lamiales; Lamiaceae. The record is from RefSeq and is a predicted model, not a curated record. The coding region runs from base 281 to 1084 and encodes 267 amino acids.